CGCACAUCUCUAUCUAAAACAUCCAUGGACGUCAACAAACAAAUAAGCAGACAUUCCAGCGCGCUGAAUUGAGUACACAUUUCUUGCAUUUCUGAAGAAGGUUCUUUGAGUGUUAUUUGAAAAUAAUAAUAAUAAAAAAGGCUUUUAUUGAUUCAUUGGAGUAUAUUUACAUCACUGUGUCAAUAUGAUUCUGUCUCGAUUGAAACCUGCUGUUGGCUCCAAGUCUAAUAAUACUACAUCAACUGCAAACAAUCAGAAGAAUCUUCCAAAGCUGGAAGACUUUUUAAUUGCUAGAGAUUACACAGGGGCUCUCACGUUGUUAGAGUUCAGUCAAGGCUCUGGGAAGAGCGAUGCAGACAGUGAAAGGUGGAUUGGAUAUUGUUCAUUUCACCUUGGAGAUUACAAACGUUCAAUGUCAAUCUUUGAAAAGCUGUCUAAUAAGAGUGACACUCCUGAUGAUGUAUGGGUGAACUUAGCUUGUUGUCAAUUCUACCUUGGCUUGUAUCCAGAGGGAGUAGAGAUUCUCAAAAAUGCCAAGGAUUGUGCUUUGAAGACUCGCCUUCUAUUUCAUUUGUCUCACAAAACGGGUGCCGAGGAAAAGCUUUUGGAGUACCAUCAUCAGUUGAGAGACGUAACUGAGGAUCAACUUAGUCUUGCUGCAAUCCAUUAUUUACGUGCACAUUAUCAAGAAGCUAUUGACAUAUAUAAAAGAAUUUUACUUGAUAACAGGGAUUUCUUGGCACUGAAUGUGUAUGUUGCUCUUUGCUACUACAAAUUAGAUUAUUAUGAUGCUUCACAAGAAGUAUUGUCAGUGUACUUGCAACAUUAUCCUGAUUCAGCAAUUGCUAUAAACUUGAAAGCUUGUAACCAUUUUCGCCUGUAUAAUGGGAAAGCUGCUGAAAAUGAGAUUAAGUCUCUUAUGGACCAAAGUUCAUCCUCUUUCAUAUUUGGCAAUGAUCUAAUUCGUCAUAAUAUGGUGGUAUUUAGGAGUGGUGAAAGUGCUUUGCAAGUAUUACCUCCUCUUGUGGAUGUAAUACCAGAAGCAAGGCUUAAUCUAGUUAUCUAUUAUUUAAAACAGGAUGAGGUCCGUGAAGCUUAUCAGCUUAUUAAAGACCUUGAGCCUGCUGUCCCCGCAGAAUAUAAUUUGAAAGGUGUUGUUAAUGCCUCUAUGGGCCAAGAAACGGGAUCUCGGGAACAUAUAAAGUUUGCUCAGCAGUAUUUUGAACUUGUUGGCUCAAGUGAAAGUGAAUGUGACACAAUACCUGGGCGGCAGUGUAUGGCAAGCUGUUACUUUCUCAUGCGUCAGUUCAGUGAAGUGCUUCUUUACCUCACAUCUAUAAAAAGCUAUUUUUAUACAGAUGAUACAUUUAAUUUCAACUAUGCACAGGCAAAGUGUGCUGUGGGUAACUUUAAAGAAGCAGAGGAAGCAUUUCUGCUAAUUCAAAAUGAGAAGAUCCGCAGUGAUUAUACCUACAUUAGUCACCUUGCUCGAUGCUAUAUGAUGAAUGGAAAGCCUCAAAUGGCUUGGGAACUUUAUCUCAGAUUAGAGACCUCAGCAGAGUCAUUCAAUCUUUUACAGCUGAUUGCCAAUGACUGCUACCGCCUAGGCCACUUUUGGUUCUCAGCCAAAGCUUUUGAUAUGCUUGAAAGACUUGAUCCCAGCCCUGAACACUGGGAAGGCAAAAGAGGAGCUUGUGUGGGAGCUUUUCAAAUGGUUAUUGCUGGGAGACAACCAAAGGAAUUGCUGACCGACGUUAUUAGUCUUCUCAGAAACACAGCUAACUCUCAGGUUGAAAUGAUCAUUCGAACUAUGAAACGAUGGGCAAAAGAAAACAGAAUCAAUGUGUAGUUUGGUAAAUCAACAACUUUCAGCUUGCACAAAAUUUGACAAAGCUGACUAAUAGUACACAUUUUUUGUAAUAUUUAGUAGUCUCAUACAAUCACUCGCUCCCAUCUUCACUCAUUUUUCGGGGGACUUCUGUGUUAUUUGAAAAUUAUUCUAGUCAAAUAUUCUAGUCAUUCAUAUCCACAGGUUGCUCCAGCAUACCUCAAAGAAUUAAAAUUUGUUAACACAUAUUUUUCCUUUUUACUUUAUCAAACAGCUCCCAAGAGCAAUGAUCCAUAGGAGGGGCAUUAUACAAUUUUCGGCAAUAGCUGAUGGGUUGUGGAGAAGAUUUGGAUAGAAUAAAUAAUUUGAGAAUGAUA
Messenger RNA from Frankliniella occidentalis (western flower thrips), 2205 nucleotides. It is a transcript of the gene Ttc26, whose product is annotated as intraflagellar transport protein 56. Gene Ontology annotation, biological process: intraciliary anterograde transport; intraciliary transport involved in cilium assembly. The transcript is spliced from 11 exons. The record is from RefSeq and is a predicted model, not a curated record. Gene Ontology annotation, molecular function: protein binding; intraciliary transport particle B binding. Gene Ontology annotation, cellular component: intraciliary transport particle B; ciliary basal body; ciliary base. Bases 185 to 1849 code for a protein of 554 amino acids. NCBI's taxonomy places the organism in Eukaryota, Metazoa, Arthropoda, Insecta, Thysanoptera, Thripidae.